AAGGAUCGUAAUAAACUUGCCUUCUAAGGAAGAGCUGGGGACAUUUUCAUCUUGCCUCAGAAAAACUAAGCUACGAAUACUUCUGCCAAAGGCCUAUUAAUUAAGCCAAACGGCCCUGGCCCAUGAUUUGACUUGAGCUGUUGUUUUGCACAACCAGUUCUCCUUUUCUCUAUAGCUGAUUGGCUCAGGAGUGUUUUUCCGCACAGCCAGUUCUCCUUUCCUCCGCAGCUGAUUGGCUCUGGAGCCCAGCUAGAAGUCUGCGUCCUGUAAUAAAGGAGUCUCCAGCUGUUGAUCAGGGUAUUUUCUCUAUUCUAAGAGAUGUCGCUUGCCAUCUCUGUCCUCCGGUUGGCCAUCUGCAUCCUGUCAUUUCCCAUCUAUCUCCUGAAUUUUCUGGGCUUGUGGAGCUGGAUAUGCAAAAAAUGGUUUCCCUACUUCUUGGCGAGUUUCACUGUGACAUACAACGAGCAGAUGGGAAACAAGAAGCGAGAGCUCUUCAGCAACCUGCAGGAGUUUGCGGGACCCUCCGGGAAACUCUCCCUGCUGGAAGUGGGCUGUGGCACCGGAGCCAACUUCAAGUUCUACCCACCCGGGUGCAGGGUGACCUGUAUUGACCCCAACCCCAACUUUGAGAAGUUCUUGUUCAAGAGCAUUGCCGAGAACCGACACCUGCAGUUUGAACGCUUCGUGGUGGCUGCUGGGGAGAACAUGAACCAGGUGGCCGAUGGCUCUGUGGAUGUGGUGGUCUGCACCCUGGUGCUAUGCUCCGUGGAGAACCAGGAGCAGAUUCUCCGUGAGGCGUGCAGAGUGCUGCGGCCGGGAGGGGCAUUUUAUUUCAUGGAGCAUGUAGCAGCUGAGCAUUCGACCUGGAAUUACUUCUGGCAGCAGGUCCUGGAUCCUGUCUGGUACCUUGUGUUUGACGGGUGUAACCUGACCAGAGAGAGCUGGAAGGCCCUGGAGCAAGCCAGCUUCUCGAAACUGAAACUGCAGCACAUACAGGCCCCACUGUCCUGGGCGCUGGUGCGUCCUCAUAUCUAUGGGUAUGCUGUGAAGUAGUGUGGGGUAGCAGUGGAGAGCAGAAUGGCUCAAAUAAUUCAAGGCUUCAGUUUUACAUUUUAAAAUACUAAUUGGGAAAAUGGAAAUCUCUGUUUUCAGGUAAAAUUGAAUUCAGUCCUUAAAAGUUUGUUAUAUCCAUUUGUUAUUAACCAUUUUUUGUGGUCUUCCACAGAAUCAAAACCAAACCAAACCAAGCCAGCUUUGAACUCUUCCUUCAAAGAAAGCAGUGGAAAUCCACCAUUAUCUCCAAACCUUACUUCAUUCAGUGGUUUAGGAAUUUUUCCAAUUGCCUAAUUUAAAUUGCUACCUAACAGAUUUUUGUUUUGUUUUUUGAGAUAGGGUCUUGCCACAUAACACAGAUUGGCUGAAUUUGGUCAAUUUAUGUAGCCAGGCUGGCCUCGAACUUGUAAUCCUUCUGCCUGAGCCUCUCUAUAGUGCUGGGAUUACAGAAGUGAGCCACUACACCAGGUUCUACUCAACAGAUUUUAACUUCACCUCCUCUUUGAGAGGUUGGUGCUAAGGAGCAGUUAAAUUGCUUCAAGACUUGGAAAUGGAAACAGUGAGACAACCUUAACAGUUCACAAACUGAAUAAAGAAGUACUAACUGAAAAUCCAAGUCUUAACACAGAUUUUCUGAAAAAGAAAUCUGAACCUGUUUGUUAUUCUUAGUGUCAUUGGUUUAGCCACAUGUAAUUCUGCCCAGCUUUAUGUUUCUUCCUCCAAUAUUCCACCAAAGUUUGUUUACCUGCAUUGUAGUCCUCCACUCUUACAGGCUGUAUCUGACACAUAAGUAUAACCAUAAGACUACACACGGCAAGUCAGGUUCUUGGGUUCACUUUCCUUAUCAUCUAGCACAUACUUCACUGAAUAUAGUAGAUUACAGGCAGGAAAGGGCCCACUGUAACUAGGAAAAGCAUGUGUAAUUAGGUACACUGUGUAAAGAACCCUGAAAAAGCAAUCUGUAAGACUAUUAAGAAGUAGGCAAGUAUUUUUUGGAUUACUGUGAUCAAAUUCCACUCUUGUCUCAAGACAGCUUAUUAUUUGCAAUUAUAGAAACCAUGAAAACCAUCACAAGUGCUUUGAGAACAAGUGGUAGGUGUGUCAGUCAGAGGAUUUAAUAGGAUUUUCAGCAAUACUUUAUAUGUAUUUAAGAAAUGCAGUAUAUUUUCUGAAAUGAUUUUAUGGUACUAUUUUAAAUAUCAAAUAACCAAUAAAUUCAUAUUCAUUUUAGUAAUGGAAAUAAAAAAGUUUAUGUCUUUGCUACCUUCGAUCCGUUUUUCUUAAUGUCUCUGAGAAGACUUACCUUUCUACAGUCAGGUAGGUAUAAACACAGCUAGUAGAUUUUAGAAAAAGAAAUCUUAAAGGAUCAGAAUAGGUUUUUGAAAAGUUCAAGUCCAAAGAUCUCAUUUGUGAAAUGCACAGAGCAGGAAGAAAGCAAGCUGAAUGUUCUACCUCCUGAAUAGUUAGUGGUGUAGUUAGGAUGGAUGCUCACCUAAGGCCUCUUUAGCUCUGGAAAGUGACUCUCCUUCCUCAAGUCUUCCCAAGAUAGGAACUCCUUUAUCUUACCCACUUCACUAUUAGUUAGGUUGGCCUAGUGACUGAGAGCUAUGUAAAGCACAGGUGUACCUGGUGACAUGUUAUCAUCACACUGGAAGAUAAUGCUGACUAGAGUACUAGAGCACAUUCUUACUAAUUUCCUCUUGUCUCAAUGGUGUGGCAAUUAUCCUCAUUUUUUUGUUGUUUUGGUGAUUGAACUCAGGGCCUCUAAGUAAGCACUCUACAACUUGCCCUAGUCUAGUGUCCUCACUUUUGAUAGAGAAAACUGAGGGAUAGAGAAAUAAAUAAAUGAACUUUCUUACAGUUAUUCUACAUGUUACUUAAGUUUUAGGAAGCCUGAUUUCCUAAAUUACAAAAUCUGCUUGACAAUCACUGCCACCAUAUGAGCUUACAGCUUUCCUCCUUUGGUCCAGAGAACACAUACCCACUCUAAGAGCCCUAGGAAGUAACUUAAGCCUGUGCAAAAGGGAAAAACCAUAACAAAAAGGCAAAAGAUGUUCAGUGUUUUUCAUGUCUUAUGUUGAUUCCAAGUGACAGAAUCCCACCCCCCCAUCCAAACAGUCUUAUGCUUAAAAAUGACUUUACUGAUGCAAAUUAGUGAAAAGCCCAGGGGCAGUAAGCUUCAGGCACAGCUGAAGCAAGACUCAGGUAAUGUUAUCAGGAGCCAGUCUUUACGGUCUUAUCUGCCCUCCUUCUCCAUUUGUCCCAUUAGGUAACACAAGUUGGCAGAUGUAGUUCCAAUCUUCAUCCUUACAGGGCCCAAGGCCAGUUGGAAAGAGAAAGUUCACUUUCACAAGAACGCCAACCAAAAUCCCGAAUUGAGUCUAAUUAAUUGUCUGAUCGACCAUACUGGGUCACAAGUCCAUCCCUCAACCAACCCUUAUGGUAAGAUGGCAGGAAUGAACUAUACUAACUGGCUUGCAUAUAGGUUACAGAGCUUCCUCCCUGGGGGAGAGGAAAUGUGUAUAUCCCGAUGAAAACAAAGCCUAUGACAGGGAUAAGAAUUUGAAAUGGAUGCUGGGAAAGCACACAACAUUGGUGAAUUUUGAGCAAAUCACUGAAGGGAGAUCACAUAGUACAACAUUAAGAAAGCUGACUUUUCUGUGGAAUAACUGCAUGCCACAAGGAAAAUAAAAAAAUAAAAUGAAAUUUUGGCUUUGGCAUCAAAGUGAUCUAGGUUAUGUCCUCACUGUGUUCUAUUCUGGUAUAUUGAUCAUUUAAAAGUAUGGGGAAGACAGUAGAUACAAAAGAUCACUUUGGGCAGCGGAGUGACUCAAGUGGUAGAGUGGCUGCCUAGCAAGCAUGAAUCCUAGAGUCCAAACCCCAGUGCUGUCAAAAAAAAAAAAAAUCACUUUGAUCUUUGUGCUGUUUCUCAAAAGCAAAAGAUGAAAUUCCCAUGUGAAAGAUGUUCUUCCUCUACUAGGAAGAUGAAAUAUCCUUAUCAAAGAGGAGACAAAGG
Castor canadensis (American beaver) is the source of this 4069-nucleotide messenger RNA. The record is from RefSeq and is a predicted model, not a curated record. NCBI's taxonomy places the organism in Eukaryota, Metazoa, Chordata, Mammalia, Rodentia, Castoridae.